Messenger RNA from Molossus molossus (Pallas's mastiff bat), 1788 nucleotides. It is a transcript of the gene DCK, whose product is annotated as deoxycytidine kinase. Gene Ontology annotation, molecular function: deoxycytidine kinase activity; ATP binding. The transcript has 7 exons. NCBI's taxonomy places the organism in Eukaryota, Metazoa, Chordata, Mammalia, Chiroptera, Molossidae. Gene Ontology annotation, cellular component: cytoplasm; mitochondrion. Gene Ontology annotation, biological process: nucleobase-containing compound metabolic process. Bases 191 to 973 code for a protein of 260 amino acids. The record is from RefSeq and is a predicted model, not a curated record.
GGGUGGGGGUGUCCCGGCUGCAGGCCCGCCUCUGCGCGCCAAAAUCAAAUCCGAGACCCGCCGGCGGGAGAGCCUCUGACGGGACAGCUUCUGACGGUCGAAGUCCAGCCUGCAGGUCGCCGGCGGCGCAAGCACCUGUGUCCACUUCCCAGCCCCCCCACUACGCGCUCCGCCCGCCACCAGACGAGGAAUGGCCACCCCACCCAAGAGGAGCUGCCCCUCUCCCGCGACCAGCUCUGAGGGAACCCGCAUCAAGAAAAUUUCCGUCGAAGGGAACAUCGCUGCAGGGAAGUCAACAUUUGUGAAUAUCCUUAAACAAGUCUGCGAGGAUUGGGAAGUGGUUCCUGAACCUGUUGCCAGAUGGUGCAAUGUUCACAGUACUCAAGAUGAAUUUCAGGAACUGACAACAUCUCAGAAAAGUGGUGGGAAUGUUCUUCAGAUGAUGUAUGAGAAACCUGAACGAUGGUCUUUUACCUUCCAGUCAUAUGCCUGCCUCAGUCGAAUACGAACUCAGCUUGCCUCUCUCAAUGGCAAGCUCAAAGAUGCGGAGAAACCUGUAUUAUUUUUUGAACGAUCUGUGUAUAGUGACAGGUAUAUUUUUGCAUCUAAUCUGUAUGAAUCUGAUUGUAUGAAUGAAACAGAGUGGACAAUUUAUCAAGACUGGCAUGACUGGAUGAAUAACCAGUUUGGCCAAAGCCUUGAACUAGAUGGAAUCAUUUAUCUUCGAGCCAGUCCAGAGAAAUGCCUGAGUAGAAUAUAUUUACGGGGAAGAAAUGAAGAACAAGGCAUUCCUCUUGAAUACUUAGAGAAGCUUCACUACAAACAUGAAAGCUGGCUCCUGCAUAGAACACUGAAAACCAACUUUGAUUAUCUACAAGAAGUACCUAUUUUAACAUUGGAUGUUAAUGAAGACUUUAAAGACAAACACGACAGCCUAGUUGAAAAGGUCAAGGAAUUUUUGAGCACUUUGUGAUCAUGCUGAAGACUACAGGCAGUGAAAUGAUUACAGAUACUUCAGCUUUGUGUAUCUUCGUAGCUUCAUAUUCAUAGAAGUCACUUUAGAAAACCCAAGUUUUUAACCAUUUUUAUACCAAGAAAAACAUUUUUUUUAAUGAAUCCUAUAUGAAAGUUUAUGACCAGUUUUAUUUGUUUCUUUUGUUAAAAAGAACAAAGACUUUUAAUUAUCUCUCAUGGCAAGAAGUCUGGAGGUAGAUAGUUUCAGAAUCACUAUAGUGGCUGAAGUGUAUCAGGAAAAACCCACCCUUCUUCAGUCUUUCCCCUCUGUUAACCUCCUCCGCAGGUUGACUUUUUUUUCUGGUGCUUCUCCUCUCACUGUUGACCAGUUUCUUAACUGGAUUUCUUAACUGGAAACUUUAAUGUUACAUAGAAAAUGAUAAUGUGUCCUGUGUAUAUUAGUGCAAAAAGUUGAAAGUAGCAUUUAAGGAAUCUGUAGAAAAAGAAUUGUUUUAUUUUAAGUACUUUUGAUCCAGUGCUUCCCCUUCCACUUCAAUUUAUGUGAAAGAUAUAAGAUCAGGUUUAGUAUUUAAUCAAUUCAUUGAUAUUUAUUAGUACAUCUAUAAUGCAUUUAUUGAGGAACAAGUUAGACUUUGUUCCCAGUUUAUAAUGACAUACAUCUGUGCUAUGGGUGAGACUUCAUUGUUUGCAUGGGAUUUUGGAUGAUUAAAGAGGAAAUGUUUCUUUUUCUUAUUUUAUUCUUUAUUGAUUUUAGAGAGAGAGGAAGGGAGAGAGAGAUAGAGAUAGAAACAUAGAUGCAAGAGAGAACAUUGA